Molecule: messenger RNA, 625 nt
Organism: Raphanus sativus (radish)
Lineage: Eukaryota; Viridiplantae; Streptophyta; Magnoliopsida; Brassicales; Brassicaceae
Exons: 5
Coding region: 67-453 (128 amino acids)
Source: RefSeq, a predicted model, not a curated record
GGAGCGUAAACCGAAUAAGACCCGACCACCCACUUUAUAAUUAAUUUGACUCAUCUCUCUGGUCAAAUGGGAAAUUGCGUAAGAAGCAACCUAAGAGAUUUCAGAGGAAGACGAUCGAUGGAUCCUCGGAUAUGGCACAAAGUCGCCGCCGUUUCUGGCAUGGCUGCUCUUGGUUUAGGAACUUACGGUGCUCAUGUCUUUAAGCCAGAAAACCCUUCUUACAAACAGGUGUGGCAAACGGCUUCUCUUUACCAUUUGGUUCACACUGCAGCUCUUGUUUCUGCUCCUAGCACUAAAUAUCCCAACAUUUUUGGUGGCUUGUUGACUACUGGGAUUGUGGCCUUUUCCGGCACGUGUUACAUGGUAGCAUUGCGCGAGGACAGGAAGUUUUCUACCCUGGCACCAUUCGGAGGCUUUGCGUUCAUUGCUGCAUGGGCAACUCUACUUUUCUAAAGAAUUUCAAAUCAUCUUUACUACUAUCAAUUUGUGGUCAUUUAUGAACUCAAUGUUUUCUCCUCAAAGAUUGCUUAAUAUUUAAUGAACAGAUUAUGUUAGCUAGCUUGUUGAAUUUGUUGCUGGAAAUAUUUAAUGACCAGAUCAUAAUGCAUUGCAUUUUAUUUAUCAA